Molecule: messenger RNA, 1577 nt
Organism: Carassius gibelio (silver crucian carp)
Lineage: Eukaryota; Metazoa; Chordata; Actinopteri; Cypriniformes; Cyprinidae
Product: multivesicular body subunit 12A
Exons: 10
Coding region: 160-1020 (286 amino acids)
Biological process (GO): viral budding; virus maturation; regulation of epidermal growth factor receptor signaling pathway
Cellular component (GO): cytosol; ESCRT I complex
Source: RefSeq, a predicted model, not a curated record
CUCCUCCUCCCGCACUGAGCAUGCGCGGGCCGCUGUGACGUCACCGCAGUGCAUCAUGGGAGUCGCAGUCUUUCACUGCUUCCUGUUUUCUGACUGCGAGAGUGAGUUCAGUUCAGCUGCUCUGUUUGGAAUCGAGAAAAACUUCAUAAACAACAGCCUAUGUCUGUGUUGGGGUCCUCGAGCGCCCCCUGCAGGCCCAUCACUGCAGUGGCCUGGGUGUCUAACAGCAGCGCCUGCCCUGGUCACUUCACCCUGAUCAGUCAGACUGAGGAUGGAGCCUCGGCUAACUUCAUCCGAGGGUUUGCCAUCAAGUCAGGAUACUUCCUGUGUUACAGUAAGGAUCUGUCCGCUGGGAUGGUUGUAGCAGAUGUGCAGGUGAUUACGGAUAAAGAGACGAUUCCUCACGGUUACUGCUACAUCCCAGAAUUCCUGGAGCAAAAGGCAUCUGUUGGGAAGAAGAAGCGCAUAUGUGUGCGGCUCGUUCCCAUGGGCAGUGUUACGACGGCUGUUCUAGAUCUCAAACUGACAGUCAAGAAUAAGACCAUGGUUCAGCAGUACACCUGCCUGGGGGACAUGAAUGGCUUCGUGGUGUGGUGUUUAAAGGGCCAGUUCUCCUCUCCAGUGCCUCAGGCCAAGCCUCGCCGUGUCAGUCUGGACAUGCGCAGUCUCUCGCUGGAAGGAGCCGGACCCCCGCAGCCUCUCAGACCCAGCAAUCCUUCUGAUGUCUCAUCAAAAGUCAGCUUUCGGCGCAGUAAGCUUGAUACGAACAACCUGAUGGAGGAUGUGAAUGACAGUGGUAACCAUAGCAACCAUAGCAGCAUCCACAGUAUCACAGGAAUGGAUGGAGUUCCUUUCAGUCUACACCCGAAGUUCAGUUCUCAGUCAGACACAAAGGUGUCUGCGAGCAUCCUGAGUGACAUCCGCAUCAGAUCAGUGCAGGACAUCGAGAACGAGUAUAACUACACGUUUGCGGUGGAGGAACAGGCAGCGAGGAGACUCUGUCCGUCAGUGAGCAGCUGACAUCAUCCUCUCGCUGGAUCAGAACCACAUUCCUUCAUGUUACGCUCAGACGUCACACAUCUUCCUGGUUUAAUAAUCCUCUGUGUUUAAGAACACACACGGCUGGUUCUAGUCGGUCUCAUUCUCUCUUUUCUUCUCGGGGUUGGUUUUUCUGCAUCCAAACAUAUAAUCUACAUGUUUCUAUGAAACACUUAACAGUCGAAUCAAAGGACCUGACAAAGUGAUCUCCACAGAGAUAUGUGCAUUAUAUAUUAUAUACGCCCAAAAUAUUCUGUGUAUCUGUUAUGGGAGCUGCAGUUUACUAUUUAAAAAGUGUGGUUACACUAAUAUUCUUUAUUUAACUUAGAAAAAAAUGUAUGUUUCAGAAAUGUGAGGACCAACAAACAAUGUGUUUUCUUGUAUUGUGUGGUUGCUCUUUUGUCUGUUUAAAUAUUAAAGCGACUGGAUAAUUUCAUACUGAGUUGCUCUUUGAAAACAUUUGUACUUGAUUUGAUCAAAUCUGUCUUUUGGGGAAUAUUAGUAAAAAUGAUACUUACACAAAGGAAGCUAUAUUUUAA